AUAUAUUUAUAAGCUAUAAAAUAAUUGUUUAUUGAUGUUAAAGUUUACACGUAUACCAUAUUAAUGUGAAAUGAAUGAGUAAAGUUCAGUUAUUUAUUAAUGGUUUAUUUAAACACUGUUUUAUUGACUACAGUCAGAAAAAUCUGACAGUUCUUUCCACCCCUACAUUGAUAAAAGAACAAUAACUGGUCAUUCACACCUGUACCGUACCUGUAAUCAGCCGUUUCCCGUUCACCCUGCCUGACCUGCCUGGUGGCUCUGGCUCCGCCCACCUUUCUUUUUUUAAACUCCUCACCUGAGACUCAACAGUUUCCUCCUGAGAGUCCAGGCGACUAACUUCCUUCAUCUCGUCACUCUGCUGCUUGGAGUUUCUUCAAGUUUCUGCUGAUCUUAAACCAACCAUUAUUUUUAUUUACUUUUAUUUAUAUUAAAUUGUGUUUGACGUCAUUAUGAGUUCCAAGCUGUGGACAGAGGAGCAGUUUAACUGCCCCGUGUGUCUCGACCUGCCAAACGAUCCGGUCACCAUCCCCUGUGGGCACAGCUACUGCAUGGCCUGCAUCCAGGACUUCUGGACCAAGGAUGACCCCAAAGGAAUCUACAGCUGCCCCCAGUGCCGCCAGACCUUCUGCCCCAAGCCCUCCCUGUCGAGGAACACCAUGCUGGCCGAGGCGGUGGAGCAGCUCCGUAAGGGGGCCCUCAAAUCGGAGGUGCGAGACUCGGUCCGGAGUGCCCGUGGGGGGGCACCGAGAUCCAGAGUGGCCCUGCCCAGCGCAGCCGUGCCAUGCGACAUGUGCAAAGGAGAGCAGCGCGCGGCGGUGAAGAGCUGCCUGGUGUGUAUGAGCUCCUUCUGCGACACCCACCUGAAGCCCCACCAGACCAAGAAGUCCCUCAAAGCCCACGAGCUCAUCCCGCCCACCAGCAACCUGGCCGAGAAGAUCUGCACCCAGCACAAGUACCUGCAGGAGUUCUACUGCCGCCAGUGCAAGAUGUUCGUCUGCUGGCUGUGCACCAGCAACCAUCACAAGGACCACGAGUGUGUGUCCACCAAGGCUGAGCGACUGGACAAACAGAAGGUGCUGUCGGACAUCCAGGGAGACAACCAACAGAAGCUGAAGACCAGAGAGCAGGAGCUGAAAGACAUGAAGAAGAUGAUGGAGGCGGUGAAGCGUUCUGCCGACAAAGUCCACGAAGAUGCGGAGAGCGUGCUGUCGGACCUGCAGCACUCCGUGGAGCGGCUGCAGGACCUGCUGACCGAAGUCAUGGACCAGGCCUACCUGGAGAAGACAAACCAGGCCCAGGAGGUGGUCGAGAGCUUGGAGUCCGAGAUCAAGGAGCGGAAGAAGAGGGACGAGGAGAUGAAGGGCCUGGCCAACUGUGAGGACAACAUCUAYUACCUGCAGACUUGUGAUUCCAUGAGCAGUCCUCUGGAGUGCGGGGACCUGCCGGUGGUACGAGCCAACACAGGGGCUUCCUUUGAGCCGGUCCAAGACGCYAUCCUGGCCCUCAGGGAGAGAGUGGAGGACCUGUGCAACCAAGAACUCAGCAAGAUCACCAAACAAGUCAAUGACACCACCCUGUUCACUUUGGGAAACUCCAGAGGGAUCGGAUCGAAGGGAAACAUUYUAAAACUGUUUUCUGGGAUUAGUUCCCGCAACACAAACAGCCGUUCAGCAGCUCCCAGUCUCUCGGUUGGAAGCCGGAGGACAGAGCGUCAGAGACCAGGAGUCAAAAGUCAUGACGUGAGGAACAGAGACACGCCUCAAGACCGAGGAAACACGAGUUCACCCAACAGACGGAGGAGAGAGGAAAGAGAGAACGUGAGGGAGACAAACUCCCAACCCAGCCCCACUCCCAGUCCGACUCCUAGUCGCAGAGAGACCCAGUCCCUGUGGAGCAGGUCCAGUCAGAGGCCGGCUGCUCCCGCCCCAGCUGUUGUGACUCCGUCUCCAGUCCCAGUCGCUGCCGCUCCUGCUCCUACACCAGCUCCAGCUCCGGCUCCAACAGGAACUUUCAGUCGGAUGGCGUCCAUCAGCAGCCUGUUCCGCUCCCGACGUGGCGCCAACCAGGCCGCUCCUGCUGCCCCGGCUAACAACACAGCUCCGGCAGGAGGACAUCCAGGGGGGAUGGCUGCUGUGUCAGAAACUCCAACAGAGAUUAACCCCAGCCUCUUUUUGGACACCCCCACACCGGACCCCACAUUUCAGUCUCCUGCUUUCCCUGCAUUAAGAGAGAUCAACCUCGACAGCAUCCAGGCACCCGAACCAAGAACCAGAGAGGAGUUUCUCCAGUAUUCUGUGAACUUGGCCCUUGACCCUGACACCGCCCACAAGAGGCUGGUACUCUCUGAAGGUGACACUAAAGCCACUCUGCAGGCGGUGGCGCAGCCUUACCCAGACUGUCCUCAACGCUUUGACGGCUGGACCCAGGUGAUGUGCCAGAGCCCGCUGUAUGCCCAGCGCUCCUACUGGGAGGUGGAGUGGCGGGGGCGGGGCUCCUCGAUAGGCGUGGCCUACGGAGCGCUGAGCAGGAAAGGCUCGGACGCCAGGUCGGGCCUCGGUUACAACGCCCAGUCCUGGACCCUGGAGCUGUCGGACACCUGCUGCCUGGCUAUGCAUGCCAACCAGAAGAGGGACAUACCGGUCACUUACUCCCCUCGCCUGGGCAUCUACCUGGACCUGUCCAUGGGAACACUGGCGUUCUACAGCGUGGCAGACAACAUGAUGCACCUUCACAGCUUCAGGGCUAACUUCACCCAGCCGCUGUACGCCGUCUUCGGGGUGGGGAGCGGUGUCGGGGUGGGGUUGGAUUUCGCCCUUGGGCAGUUCUCAUCGAGCUUUGACAGCAUCAAGAUCUGUCCCCUGUAGAGUUGAAGCACAGUAACUGAUGGAUCAUUUAUUUGAGACAGAUCCCAAACAAAUCACGUAUUAGUAAUCAAGGGAGAAACAUCUGUUGGUAAACACAGAUUUUCUACAGGACUGAGAUCUAAAGACUGGCAUUUCAUGACUUUAAUGUGCUUCAUCUUACUCCUUUGUUGCCUUGGUGGCAGACCCAUUAGUGAUCCAUAUUAGAGUCUUUGUCCACAGUUUUAUGGCACAUUGCUUCGUCCAUUGGCCUUUCAAUGCAGUGAAAUUGUUCUUUAUCUUCAGCAGAAGAACAGCACCAAACGAUAAUGUUUCCACCUCCUUACUGGGGAUGGGUGUUUUGGGUCUUACUCUAUUUCUUAUCCUCCAGGCAUGGCAGAGACAACUAAUGCAAGGAACUUUCUCCAAGGCCUGCUAUGAAUCACUCAGAUGUUAACUAUCAAUGAAGAGACCGUGUAGACUAGGGGGUCCAACUCAUUUUCACCGAGGGCAACAUGAACAUUAUAAUUUUGUGUUUACCUUCAACUAAACAUGUAUGGCCGCAUUCCUGAGCACCAUUAACAAACAAUAACUGAGCUCUACGUGGUAUUUCCUGCAUAGAAACAGAGUAGGGGUCACCACACUUUGAGACUAAGAGCUACUUCGGGGGUACUGAGUUACACAAAGGGCUACUUGAUACAAACAUAAAUUUAAACGGCUCAUCUUUAAUUAUGGUAUAAUUUAUAAUAAAUUUAUACAUGUAAA
This is a messenger RNA of Austrofundulus limnaeus, 3605 nucleotides long. It is a transcript of the gene trim25l, whose product is annotated as tripartite motif containing 25, like. Bases 450 to 2864 code for a protein of 804 amino acids. The transcript has 16 exons. Lineage: Eukaryota; Metazoa; Chordata; Actinopteri; Cyprinodontiformes; Rivulidae. The record is from RefSeq and is a predicted model, not a curated record. Gene Ontology annotation, molecular function: zinc ion binding; protein binding.